AUGGGUGACAAUUCAAGUAAGAGUUUGGGUGAGAGUUUAGAUGAUAGUUCAUAUGAGAGUGACAAUACUUCUGAAAUAGAUAUUGAAGUCCAACAGGUUGAUAGAAGUCAAUAUCAUAUUGCAACGGUGAUGGCUGCUUUUAUGGUUACAAACCAUGUUUUGAAAUACAUUGUCAAAGAAAAGAAAACUACGUCAAUUCUCUCCGGCCAACUAUGGUUUGUAGAGUUGAUAACAGGAAAUGAUAACAGGUUUUUUGAGCAACUUCGAAUGAGGAAACAAGUCUUUCAGAAUUUGGUAUGCGAGUUAACUAAUAAUUGUGGGUUGACACCUGCUAAACACAUUGGAGUUGAGGAAAGUGUUGGGAUAUUCUUAUAUAUGAUAGGGCAACCUUCCUCAUAUAGAAAUGCCCAAGAGCGAUUUCAACAUUCUAGUGAGACCAUUCAUAAACAUUUCAACAGAGUUUUAGAAGCUUAUAUCAGAGAUGAUAAUAGAUAUUGGCCUUACUUCAAAGACUGUAUAGGGGCAAUAGAUGGCACACAUAUUAAAAUACAUGUCCCAACAGAGAAACAAAAACCGUUUUUCAAUAGGAAAGGACAUACAAGUACUAAUGUGAUGGCUGUGUGUGACUUCAAUAUGUGCUUUACUUUUGCAUUGUGUGGAUGGGAAGGAUCUGUUCAUGAUGCAAAGAUUCUUAUGGAUACUCUUCGUAAACCCAAUUUACGAUUUCCUUAUCCCACAGAAGGUAAAUACUAUCUUGUAGAUUCAGGAUACCCGCCACUUAAAGGUUUUUUGGCACCAUACAAGAAUGCAAGGUAUCAUCUUACACAUUUUAGACUUGCUCCAGGAUUCAGAUCAAGAAAUGAAAUUUUUAAUUAUUAUCAUUCUAGUUUGAGAAGUGUGAUUGAAAGAACUUUUGGCGUGGUAAAAGCAAGAUGGAAAGUAUUACAAGAAAUGCCUAAUUUCAAGCUUCAAACUCAAAUGGCUAUUAUUUGGGCUUGUUUUGCACUUCAUAACUUUUUAAGAAGAACAGACUCAAGUGACUUGGAUAUUCUUGAAAGUUUAGAGAACAUCAAUGGUUUACAAGACAAUGAGCAAGACUUCCAUGAAGGAGAUGGAAAUGGUGUACCUACUCAUGGUGAAUGGCAAGCUCCAACUCAAGCUGAUGUUAGAUAUAUUGAAGAAAUAAGAAACACUAUCAGAGACCAAUUGCCAAGAAACAUGGGGCGACAACGGCAUUAA
This is a messenger RNA of Lathyrus oleraceus (garden pea), 1239 nucleotides long. RefSeq lists its product as uncharacterized. The transcript has 3 exons. The record is from RefSeq and is a predicted model, not a curated record. The coding region runs from base 1 to 1239 and encodes 412 amino acids. NCBI's taxonomy places the organism in Eukaryota, Viridiplantae, Streptophyta, Magnoliopsida, Fabales, Fabaceae.